CAAAUGGAGCUGCUGCUGGUGAAUAAGCUGAAAUGGAAUCUGGCUGCAAUGACCCCCCACGAUUUCAUUGAACAUUUCCUUACUAAAAUGCCUCUGGCAGAGGACACCAAGCAGAUCAUCCGUAAACAUGCUCAGACUUUUGUGGCUCUGUGCGCUACAGAUAUUAAAUUUAUUUCAAACCCACCUUCCAUGAUCGCAGCUGGCAGUGUGGUAGCAGCUGUGCAAGGCCUGCAUCUGGGGAACACUAACACUUUCCUCUCCUAUCAAUGCCUCACACAUUUCCUAUCACAAGUUAUCAAAUGUGAUCCGGAUUGUUUACGAGCCUGCCAAGAACAGAUCGAAUCCCUCCUUGAAUCCAGUCUACGUCAGGCACAGCAGCACAACAUAUCUUCAGAAACAAAGACUGUAGAGGAUGAAGCAGACCUUUCCUGCACACCUACUGAUGUGCGAGAUGUGAACAUUUAAGAGGACUUCUUCUAAUGGGUUUGCUUGGCGAGAAAAGCAGACAAAGAAAGGGCAUCUGAGAAGGAAUCGGCAUCAGGAUCUCCCCCCCAGAAACCCUUUUCUCCAGGACAUUUUUAUACCAGAAGGGAAAACCAGUCUUGUUAUAUUUUUUUUCUUGCUCUGUCUCCCUUCCAUCUGUGACUUCAAACAAACAAAUAAACAAAAAAUACCCCAAAAACUGUCUUAAAAAAAGAAAAAAAUAGUAUUUGCAUUACCCCCAGGGGUUUGUGCUACAAAAAUAGAGGAUUUUAUACAAUAAUAAUCAACUAGUUUUUAUAUUAAAGUGUUCUUGUCUGUAUGUUGUAAAAAUAGGCAUUAACACACAAAAUGUCUCCAGGGGAGGUAUUAGAUUUGAUUUCUUACAUAUAAAAACAAACCAACCAACCAUUUUUAAAGUAGAAGAGGGUUUUUUUUUUUUGAUAGUAAAUGAAAUAUUCUUUUUUUU
Messenger RNA from Phaethon lepturus (White-tailed tropicbird), 949 nucleotides. It is a transcript of the gene CCND1, whose product is annotated as cyclin D1. The transcript has 3 exons. Lineage: Eukaryota; Metazoa; Chordata; Aves; Phaethontiformes; Phaethontidae. The annotation marks the transcript as partial. The record is from RefSeq and is a predicted model, not a curated record.